AUGGAUUGCUCGAUGACGAGCAGCGUGCUGUCGGCCAACUACAACACGGUGCUGUUCGAGUUCGGCGUCAUCCUCGUCACCAGCAAGAUCUUGUACGCCCUCCUCCGCAACGUCUACCAGCCCCGCGUCUUCUCCGACCUCCUCCUGGGCAUCAUCCUCGCGCAGUUCCGCGUCCUCUCCAUCACCAACGCCAUCAACCUGGUGUUCGGCAAGAUCGGCGGCUUCAUCUUCGCGCCCUACCUCUUCGCGCUCGGCGUCGAGAUGGAUCCCUUCUCGCUCCUCGACAGCCCCGCCGCCGACGCCGUCAUCGCCUACGCCGGCAUCGCCUCCACCUGCGUCCUCGUGACGCUCUGCCACGGCGCCAUCACCUCCACCUCUCGUACCCACACGGGCAUCGUCCACGAGCGCUCCCUCCGCGCCUUCCUCGGCCUCGCCGCCGCGCUCGCCAACACGGCCUCCCCUGUCCUCACCCGCCUCGCCACCGACCUCAAGAUCGCCAAGACCAACGUCGGCCGCCUCGCCGUCGGCGCCGGCAUCACCUCCGACAUGGUCACCACCCUGCUCAUCGCGCUCGGCAGCAUGAUCUGGCGUGACAGUGACGCCGACGCCGCCGCGCCCUUCGCCCAGCCCGCGCUCACGGCGUCCGUCCUCGCGGUCGUCGUCAUGUCCGCCUUCAUGUCCCGGGCCAUGGCCGACUGGGUGGACGGCCGCAACCCCGAGGGCCGGCGCAUGCGCGGCUUCGACCUUUCCCUCGUAGCGCUCGUGGCCGCCACGCUCUGCUGGUUCAUCUCCGUGCUCCGCCUCGACAUCAACAUGGCCGCCUUCCUCGUCGGCCUCGCCUUCCCCAGCGACGGCCGGGUGUCGCGGUUGCUCGUCAGCAAGAUCAACUUCGUGCUCUCCUCCUUCGUGCUGCCGCUCUACGUCGCCCACGUCUGCCUCUCGCUCCGGCAGACCACCGACGACAUCGAGGUCGCGGGCCUCAAGCCCGACGAGGGCCUCCGCGCCUACGUCAUGCAGCUGCCCUUCCCAUGGUGGAAGGUCUUCUUGGCCACCUCCAUGGGCACGCUCGGCAAGCUCGUCGGCUGCACCGGCGUCGGCCUGCUCCGGGGCCUCGGCUGGCUCGAGGCGCUCGCGCUCGGCAUGCUGCUCAACGUCAAGGGCUACUUCCACAUCUACUGUGCGCUAGCCGCCUUCGAGGCCGGCAUCAUCACCGACAAGUCCUUCAUGGCCAUCAUCUUCGUGGUGGCGCUCAACGUUGCCGUCACGCCCAUGGUGGGGAUGGGGAUCGCCUCCUGGGCACGCCGGAGCGUGCAGUGGCGCCUCAUGGGCCUCCAACACCACGACCCCUCGACGGAGCUGCGCCUCGUCGCCGGCCUCCGCGGCCCGCAGGAAGUGCCGACGCUCGCGUUCCUCAUGGAGUCGCUCCGGUGGGGCGCCGGCAACGGCGAGAUCGCGUGCUACGCCGUUGACAUGGUGCAGCUGACGGACCAGACGGCUUCUUCAAUCGUGAAAAGCGGCGGGUUGGACGGCGUGACGGUGGUGGACGAGGAGGUGUCGGAGAUGCGGAAGCUCAUCGGCGAGGCGCUAGACGCGUACCGGGCGGAGUGCGGUGGCGAGGGCGGCAAGGUGAAGGUGCGCCGGCUGCUGGCGCUGUCGUCGUUCCCGGACAUGCACAGUGACAUGUGCAUCUGCGCCGAGGACGCCAUGGCGGCGUUGAUCCUAGUGCCGUUCCACAAGACACAGUGCCUGGACGGCACCAUGGACGGCGGCCACUUCGGGUUCCGGCUGGUGAACCAAAAGGUGCUACAGCUGGCGCCAUGCUCGGUGGGGAUCAUCGUGGACCGCGGCCUCGGCAAGCAGCAUCGUCCAGACAGCACGGCGCAGGCGUCUGUGGCGGUGCUCUUCAUCGGCGGCGCGGACGACCGGGAGGCGCUCACGCUGGCGUCCUUCAUGUGCAAGCAGCGGGCCUCGGUGCGGCUCACGGCGCUACGGGUGGUGCAGAACGCGACGGCGCAGGCGCGGGCCAAGGCGCGCACGAGCCUCUUCGAGUCCAAGAGCAAGCGGCACAUGCCUCUGGCGGCGACGACGACCGGGCAGGAGGAGCUGCAGGCGCGGGCGGACGACAAGUUCUUCGCCGAGUUCUACCGGAAGCACGUCGCCGGCAACAAGUCCGUCGGGUACAUGGAGAAGCACGUGGCGGACGGGGCGGAGCUCGUGGCGGUGCUGCGGGGGAUGCAGGGGGACUACCGGUUGUUCGUGGUGGGCCGAGGGAGGGACCGCAACUCGGUGCUCACCGAGGGGCUGGAGGAGUGGGCCGAGUGCCUGGAGCUCGGCCCCGUCGGCGACAUCCUCGCCUCCUCGGACUUCUCAACGACGGCGUCCGUGCUCAUCGUGCAGCAGUACGACGCCAAGAAGCACUACAAGGUAAUCGAUGAGGAGUUCAUGCCCUUGUAA
Molecule: messenger RNA, 2454 nt
Organism: Triticum turgidum subsp. durum (durum wheat)
Lineage: Eukaryota; Viridiplantae; Streptophyta; Magnoliopsida; Poales; Poaceae
Source: the annotation of a GenBank genome assembly